Messenger RNA from Effrenium voratum, 1587 nucleotides. The record is from the annotation of a GenBank genome assembly. Lineage: Eukaryota; Dinophyceae; Suessiales; Symbiodiniaceae.
AUGAAUUUCGAAGAUGACAGUGCCAUUACGCCAAGGGCCUUUCUGCAUUUGGCGCGCGUGGAGCUUUCGGAGCACGGCGGCGGGUUCUCCGCACGCGCAGAGUUGGCGACAGACCUGCAGGUGGCGCUGCUGCGCUUGCUGACGCUGGCGCUUGACGCCGAGGCGCCGCGGCAGUGGCCCGGGCGCAUGCCUGGCCUAGCGCUGCUCUUGCAAGGCUCUGGCGGCGAUUCCUCCGCUUCGGAGCCCUUGGAAGCGGGUGAUUGGUUUUCGGCGAGGUGUCCCUGUUGUGGUGAAGUCGAAGAUGCGUGCUGCCAAGAAGUCGAGCGCAACGGCAAGAAGGCGUUAUACUGGACUUUGUCCGAAGGCAGCUGUAGCUUAGCCAAGGCCGACUGCGACUCGGGCAAGCGCAGGUGGGGCCGCUCAACCUGGAUGCCCUUCGAGCUACGGGGUCGGCAGGUCGGCAGCAGCGAAGUUCUGCCCGCGGAGUGGCACGGGCGCUGGGCGUGGGCGCAUGACGGCCAGCGCGUGAACGGCUGGAUUGAGUUCGAGGAGUUCGGGAUCCUCAUGAGCAAGUGGGGAUGUGGUUCAUGGAGGCUGCCCAAAGUCCGCAAGGAGGGCUUCUUGAUCGUGUGCUUCAACGCAGUUGCGCACGUGGUCCGACUCGGCCCUGACGAUGGGUUUGAGGUGAUCUCAAAGCGCCCGGCGAAUGCUAUGGAGUGGCAGGACUGGGCAGACGCGAUGUGUUUUGCCAAAUGCGUGAACUCGCAGGAGCCCGGGAUGUUGCAGCAGAACUUCAGGCAUAUGCCCCCGGUGACCCGCGCGUUGGUCCUGGCAGCGGUGCUCACGAUGGCAUUGUGCUCCUUGGACGUGGUGUCGCCCUUCACGCUCUACCUCAACUGGCAGCUUAUCAUUUAUGAGCUGCAAUUAUGGAGGUUGGUGACGUGCUUCCUUUUCUUCGGCACCUUCAGCCUGCCCUUCGUGUGGAACACUUACGUCUUGGUAUACUAUUGCUCCUCGCUGGAGGAGAGCGCCUUCCACAGGAGAUCGGCAGACUUCCUGUGGAUGCUCAUUUGCGGCGGAGGCAUGCUCCUGGUGCUCACGUAUUUCUUCGGCAACACGUACUUCGUGAGUGGUGCAUUGACAGACCUCAUGACCUACGUUUGGGGCCGAAGAAAUUCGGCUGCGCGUAUGCAGGUGCUGUUCUUCACCAUCCGCGCAGUGUACCUACCCUGGGUCCUGGCGUGGAUUUCUCUGCUGGUGGGCGGCGAGGUCAAGGAUCACCUUAUGGGCAUGGCGGUUGGGCACACCUACUACUUCUUUGAGGACGUGUACCCGCUGAUGUCCACUUCCAAGGGCUUCCGCCUUUUCCGCACCCCCAAGCUGCUGAAGAUGGCCGCAGACCCCAAACUCGGUAUCGGUCGGGGGCAAAAAGUCGGUUGGUUGCCCGAGGCUGCCCUUUGUUUGCCCGAGGAAAGCCAAAAGGAGAACCAAAUUUUAGGUGAGACCAUGUCUCCCCAAGAGUUCGGAUUCCUUAUCGCCCUUUUGCUCCUCCGAAGCCGUUUCGCCAGCACCUUUUGGGCCAGGUGA